Molecule: messenger RNA, 744 nt
Organism: Octodon degus (degu)
Lineage: Eukaryota; Metazoa; Chordata; Mammalia; Rodentia; Octodontidae
Product: vomeronasal secretory protein 2-like
Exons: 7
Coding region: 1-744 (247 amino acids)
Molecular function (GO): small molecule binding
Source: RefSeq, a predicted model, not a curated record
AUGGACGUGGACUUGGCCAUAAGGAUGUGGGAGGGGCAUGGUCAGUGCCAAGUGUGCACCAGCCCUGGCCACAGGGGACAUAAAGGGCGCCUGGAGAGGAGCGGACCCAGCCUCAUGCAGCCUGCGGGAGACCUGCUCAGCCACGAACACAGCGCUGGGAUGAAGACCCUGCUCCUGACGCUUGUGCUGCUCGGCCUGGUGGCUGCCCUGCAGGCCCAGGACCCCCUGUCCCUCCAGCCAGAGGAGCCAGAUAUCACAGGGAAAUGGUACAUGAAGGCCAUAGUGACCAACAGGAACAUGACACAGAGCCCCAGGCUGGCAUUCCCCCUGACAGUGACAGCCCAGGGAGAUGUGAACUUCGAGACCAGGAUCACCUUCAUGUGGAGGGGCGGCUGCCACAAGAACACGCUGCGCUUCCAGAAAACCAGGGACCCCAGCGUAUAUAUGUUUUGGAACCUCACGCGCAUACACAUAGAGAAACUGUCCGUGAAGGGCCACUACAUCUGCUACGCUGAGCACCAGCUUCUCUUCGGGGAGAACUUGCACAUGGGAUACCUCCUGGGGAGGACCCCGGAGGAAAACCCCAAGGCCUUGGAGGAGUUUAGGAAAUUUGCACAGCGCAAGCGAUUCCCACAGGAGAAAAUUGUCAUCCCUGAGCAGAGGGAACACUGUGUCCCCAAGCGUGGCCAUGGCAGCAGAGACCCCCACUUCCUACCCCUGGGCCAGGCUGCAGAGGACAUCUAA